UGCCAAGAAACCAUCAGACACAACUGAACAAUGAAAAAGUAGAUAUUUUGAAUUCUGAAAAAUGUGCAUUGUUCUGGUUGUAAUACUAUUUUCUUUUAAGCCCUUGAAGCAAUAUAGGAGGUGAGGACAUGAAGACUACUGCAGUAACAUUUUAUCUCAUUUCAAGCACUGGACUAUGACAUCCCAUUUCCUCAUAACUCCAAUUGAAAUUAUGCACUCCAUUCCUUUUCUUUGUUCUUUUCCAUUCAAGCACUUCUCACUGUUUAUUAUUGCCAUAGGCCAACGGAGAUGGUGCCUUGAAAAUAAUAGAAACUUAGUUACCUUUGGAGUGGCCUUUUUCCUUAUGUCUCUUCCAGAGUGUAGCAGGGACUAGGGGGAGGAGGGAUUUUCCUCUUCCCCCAUUCAGCUGAACAACGUGCUCACUCGGAUACACCCAUCCAAAAGAGAUCCAGAGUUCUACUGCAAAGUUACGGUGAAUUGCAGAAAGCAGCAGAUGGGGAGAGCUUAGUGCAGAGACUAGCUCAGAAGAGAUGCUAUGCCCAGGGAGAAUAUCAUAAGGAUACCAUGAAGAAAGACUUUGGAAAAAAGAGGAAAGGUCAAUUCAAUUCAUAGCUCUACCAGCAGUGGAUUAAUGUGCCUGCCCUUCCUGCCACAUCUCCAACAGUUUGCUCCGGUAGCCGUACCUAAUGGGUCAUCCUGACUUCCAGAAACCUGACCAAAUCAAAGGCCACUUCAGCUUGAAGCAUGGAGGAAAAUGGUGUCUAUGAUGAGGACCAUCUCACAGAUUAUGAAAUUCAGGUUAGCAUUCAAGAAUCCAUUGAAGCCAACAAGAAAGAGCUUUAUCCUGAAAGGUUUGUGCCUCUAAGUGCUCAGAACAGAAAACUUGUAGAAGCCAUUAAAAAAGGCCAAAUCCUUGAGCUCCAGGACUAUGUGAAAUAUAAAUAUGCUUUGGAUGAAGCUGAUGAUAAUGGAUGGUUCCCACUGCAUGAGGCGGCAGUUCAACCUGUUCAACAAAUACUUGAAAUUGUUCUGGAUGCAUCCUACAAAACUCUUUGGGAAUACAAUACUUGUGAUGGAGAAACACCAUUAACCCUAGCAAUUGAUUCUGGUCUGGUGGAAAAUGUAAGAACUCUGCUGGAAAAGGGAGUGUGUCCAGACACCAAAAACCUCAAAGGAGAAACUCCGCUUCUGCUUGCUAUUAGAAAGGGUUCCUAUGACAUAGUGUCCGUUCUGAUUAAACAUAACACUAACCUCGACCUACCGUGUAUCAAAAGAUGGUCAGCGAUGCAUGAAGCAGCCAAACAGGGCCGCAAGGAUAUUAUUGCUCUGCUCCUAAAGAAUGGAGGAAAUGUGCACCUGCGUGAUGGAUUUGGAAUUACACCUCUGGGUGUUGCUGCUGAGUACGGUCACUGUGACGUGUUAGAACACCUCAUCCAUAAAGGUGGUGAUGUUUUCGCUUUGGCGGAUGAUGGGGCAUCUGUGCUGUUUGAGGCAGCAGGAGGGGGUAAUCCUGACUGUAUUUCUCUUUUGUUGGAAUAUGGAGGAAGUGGUAAUGUUCCUAAUAGAUCAGGACACCUCCCUAUUCAUCGAGCUGCUUAUGAAGGACAUUACUUGGCUCUGAAAUACCUCAUCCCAGUAACAUCCAAAAAUGCAAUACACAAAAGUGGGUUAACCCCCAUUCAUUCAGCAGCUGAAGGCCAAAAUGUGCAGUGUCUGGAAUUACUCAUUGAAAAUGAUUUUGAUGUCAAUACUCCCCUGGCUGAUCACAUUUCUGAGAACUAUGAUGAUGGAAGGAAGACUGCACUGUAUUUUGCUGUUUCCAAUAAUGACAUCCUCUGUACAGAAGUUCUGUUGGCUGCAGGUGCAGACCCAAACCAAGAUCCCCUAAACUGUUUGCUUGUGGCAGUGAGAGCUGGAAAUCAUGAAAUUGUCAGAUUGCUUCUUUCUCAUGGAGCAAAUGUCAAUUGUUACUUCAUGUGUGUGAAUGACACCAGGUUCCCCAGUGCCAUUCAAUACGCUUUGAAUGAUGAGGUAAUGCUUAGACUGUUGCUGAAUAAUGGCUAUCAAGUAGAGAUGUGCUUUGAUUGCAUGCAUGGGGAUAUCUUUGGAAAUUCCUUUGUGUGGUCUGAGAUUGAAGAAGAUGUUCUCCCAGGAUGGACUUCUUGUGUAAUAAAAGAUAACCCGUUCUGUGAGUUUAUUACAGUUCCUUGGAUGAAGCAUUUGGUGGGUCGUGUUAUGCGUAUUUUAAUAGAUUAUAUGGAUUACGUUCCUCUAUGUGAUAAACUGAAGUCUAUGCUAGAAGUACAGAGAGAAUGGCCAGAAAUUCGCCAAAUAUUAGAGAACCCCUGCUCAUUAAAGCAUUUGUGUCGACUACAAAUUCGAAGACUUGUGGGAUUAAAGAGACUGUGCAAAACAGAAUUUAUAGAGAAGCUUCCUCUACCAACUACCUUAAGAGAAUAUAUCUUGUUUAAAGAAUAUGAUCUAUAUGGACAAGAAUUGGGGUUAUCAUGAUUCCUAAGGAGUUUUAAAAAUCAUUCCUUCAGAAAGGCUCAGUAAGAAAGGGGAGGAGGUGUUUCUCAUAUAUUAAAUGAAGACAGGAACAGCUGCACCCACAGAUGAGGCUUAGAAGAUGUUAAUGCAACCCUGGUUCCACAGCCUUAUCAUGACAAGCUUCUGGAUGCUGCCUUUCAUAAGGCUGAGAUCUCCCAUGCUCUUUUCUUCACUGUGAGAUCUGCUUAGCAUUAUACAGAACGUCUGGAUAUCAUUGAGUAGCUUCUGAAUGUACAGUAAAUUCUGGUUUUCAGUGUGCUGUCAUGAAAUGAUAUCACCUUACCUGGUUAAAGCCAAAUGUGAUAUUUUCAGGUUUUAGAACUAAUAAAAAAAAAGUUGAAACUA
This is a messenger RNA of Phascolarctos cinereus (koala), 2895 nucleotides long. NCBI's taxonomy places the organism in Eukaryota, Metazoa, Chordata, Mammalia, Diprotodontia, Phascolarctidae. The record is from RefSeq and is a predicted model, not a curated record.